AAGCCAGAAACGCUAGCAUUAAACGUGUCAGUUGUAGCUCAACCGCCUAAUCGAAAAGUUUGCCGAAAACCGUGUUCCACUUCAACUUCGCCUCAAUUCCCAAUCAAUUAUAACAAUCUUCCAGGCGCUGAAAAGAACAAAAUAAAAAUAAAUAAUUAAAUUAUAAACGACUGUGCGUACAUAACUAAAUAAUCUAGAACCUAUUUUACCUCAAUAAAUAAUUGGUUCAAGGGAACCCGUACAAGCGACAAAGUUUGUUGUUUUGUAAAUACCAACACAUACUCACCUACUCAUAUUUACAAACAAAUAAACGACUCCCACUCCCUUCGAAUAGUGAAUCCUUUUCUGGCACCAACGUGAAAAUCUGAGUUCUUCUAAGUGCGCGCAGAAAAGCAUUUUAUAAACGAAUUCUGCGGAACAUAAAAAAUUCUAUGCGAGGCUUGCCAAUUUAAUAAUUUGGAAAAUAUUUAGCCAGGCGCUGAAGUGCAAGGACAACGAACGGUUUUAAGUAACUCUACUAAUCAACGGCAAACGGGGUUUCUGCGGAGAAGCAACGAAGAUUAGUGCAGCAGAAAGGAGUAAGCUCGGGCCCUGUGAACCAGGAUAUCAAAGACGACAAUUGGCCAUGGGUAGCAAUAUCAUACAACUACCUUGGGUACCGAAUUUUCGUGGCGGCAAAAUUGCCGCGGAGAUUUCUAGUCCGGGACCAGCGUGUGUGCAAUUACCAACUUUAGUCGGCAAAAAAGUGCCUGACUCAAAGAAACCAGGCGCUCCAGCAUUUUCUUUUGGUCAAAAACAUCGCAGAAAUUACGAUUCGAUUGGACCAGGACCAGCACAAUACGACGUCACUGGCUUGGGCAUGAAAGGCAAAGCUACACCAACAGCUGCAAGUUUGCGCAGCCGUCCCAAAGAUAAGAUAGUUUUCACCACACCCGCACCGGGGGAAUACGAUGUGGACCGUGGUGCAAAAGCCAUCAUCGAUGCAACGCCAAAGUACUCAUUUGGACAAAAACCGCCUAAGGAGAAGCCAAGCCUAACACCUGCUCCAAAUAGUUACUGCCCUGAGGUAUCAUUUAUUAAAAAAAAAUCACCGAGCUACACUUUUGGUAGAAGAACGAAGCUCAACUUCGAUAAGGGGACACCAGCACCUGGAGAGUAUCAACCGGAAAAAGUUCGCCUAGACCACAGCCCCGCAUACUCAAUUGCGGGAAGACAUGAGCUUAAAAAAACCACCGAUUCUCCGGCACCGGGAGCAUAUUGCCCUGAAAAUGUUCGUCUUGAUCAUGCUCCUGCUUACACAAUAAGUGGUAGACAUAGAACUGUGGCUCAAAGUGAUACCCCUGCCCCUGGGGCGUAUUGUCCCGAAAAAAUUCGAUUAGAUAGCACACCUUCGUAUACAAUAAGCGGUAAGCAUGGAAUCAUUUCAAUACAAGACUCCCCAGGUCCAGCGAAUUAUUGUCCCGAAAAAGUGCGACUUGAUCACACUCCCGCGUAUACUAUGGCCGGAAAACACAAUCCCAAAAUAAGUAACAACACACCCGCUCCUGGAGAUUAUUGCCCCGAGAAAAUGAAAUUGGAUAAUACACCGGCCUACACCUUUGGAGGGAAGUAUGAUCCAAAAUACAGUAACAAUACUCCUGCACCAGGUGAUUAUUGUCCCGAAAAAGUUCGACUGGAUCACACUCCAGCCUAUACUAUGGCCGGAAAACACAAUCCCCAAAUAAGUAACAACUCACCCGCUCCUGGAGAUUACUGUCCCGAGAAAGUGAAAUUGGAUAAUACACCGGCCUACACCUUCGGAGGGAAGUAUGAUCCAAAAUACAAUAACAACACUCCGGCACCAGGUGAUUAUUGUCCCGAAAAAGUUCGACUGGAUCACACUCCUGCCUACUCCAUGGGUGGACGACAUGACUUACAAAAGCCCAGUGAUACACCAGCUCCAGGAGCUUAUUGUCCCGAGAAUGUGCGACUCGAUCAUAAUCCAGCGUUUACGAUGGCUGGAAAACACGAUCCCAAAAUAAGUAACAACACACCCGCUCCUGGAGAUUACUGCCCCGAGAAAGUGAAAUUGGAUAAUACACCGGCCUACACCUUCGGAGGGAAGUAUGAUCCAAAAUACAAUAACAAUACUCCGGCACCAGGUGAUUAUUGUCCCGAAAAAGUUCGAUUGGAUCACACUCCUGCCUACUCCAUGGGUGGACGACAUGACUUACAAAAGCCCUGUGAUACACCCGCUCCAGGAGCUUAUUGUCCCGAGAACGUGCGACUCGAUCAUAAUCCAGCGUUUACGAUGGCCGGAAAACACGAUCCCAAAAUAAGUAACAACACACCCGCUCCUGGAGAUUACUGUCCCGAGAAAGUGAAAUUGAAUAAUACACCGGCCUACACCUUCGGAGGGAAGUAUGAUCCAAAAUACAAUAACAAUACUCCGGCACCAGGUGAUUAUUGUCCCGAAAAAGUGCGACUUCAUCACACUCCCGCGUAUACUAUGGCCGGAAAAAACGAUCCUAAAAUAAGUAACGACACACCCGCUCCUGGAGAUUAUUGCCCCGAGAAAGUGAAAUUGGAUAAUACACCGGCCUACACCUUCGGAGGGAAGUAUGAUCCAAAAUACAAUAACAAUACUCCGGCACCAGGUGAUUAUUGUCCCGAAAAAGUUCGUCUGGAUCACACUCCAGCCUACUCCAUGGGUGGACGACAUAACUUACAAAAGCCCAGUGACACACCAGCUCCAGGAGCUUAUUGUCCCGAGAAUGUGCGAAUGGAUCACACUCCAGCCUAUACUAUGGCCGGAAAACACGAGCCCAAAAUAAGUAACGACACACCCGCUCCUGGAGAUUACUGUCCCGAGAAAGUGAAAUUGGAUAAUACACCGGCCUACACCUUCGGAGGGAAGUAUGAUCCGAAAUACAAUAACAAUACUCCGGCACCAGGUGAUUAUUGUCCCGAAAAAGUUCGAUUGGAUCACACUCCUGCCUACUCCAUGGGUGGACGACAUGACUUACAAAAGCCCUGUGAUACACCCGCUCCAGGAGCUUAUUGUCCCGAGAACGUGCGACUCGAUCAUAAUCCAGCGUUUACGAUGGCCGGAAAACACGAUCCCAAAAUAAGUAACAACACACCCGCUCCUGGAGAUUACUGUCCCGAGAAAGUGAAAUUGGAUAAUACACCAGCCUACACCUUCGGAGGGAAGUAUGAUCCAAAAUGCAAUAAAAAUACUCCGGCACCAGGUGAUUAUUGUCCCGAAAAAGUCCGACUCGAUCAUAAUCCAGCGUUUACGAUGGCCGGAAAACACGAUCCUAAAAUAAGUAACGACACACCCGCUCCUGGAGAUUACUGUCCCGAGAAAGUGAAAUUGGAUAAUACACCGGCCUACACCUUCGGAGGGAAGUAUGAUCCAAAAUACAAUAACAAUACUCCGGCACCAGGUGAUUAUUGUCCCGAAAAAGUUCGACUGGAUCACACUCCAGCCUACUCCAUGGGUGGACGACAUAACUUACAAAAGCCCAGUGACACUCCAGCUCCAGGAGCUUAUUGUCCCGAGAAUGUGCGACUCGAUCAUAGCCCAGCGUUUUCGAUGGCUGGAAAACACGAUCCCAAAAGAAGUAUAGACACACCCGCUCCUGGAGAUUAUUGCCCCGAGAAAGUGAAAUUCGAUAAUACACCGGCCUACACCUUCGGAGGGAAGUAUGAUCCAAAAUACAAUGAAAAUACUCCGGCACCAGGUGAUUAUUAUCCCGAAAAAGUCCGACUCGAUCAUAAUCCAGCGUUUACGAUGGCCGGAAAACACGAUCCUAAAAUAAGUAACAACACACCCGCUCCUGGAGAUUACUGUCCCGAGAAAGUGAAAUUGGAUAAUACACCGGCCUACACCUUCGGAGGGAAGUAUGAUCCAAAACACAAUAACAAUACUCCGGCACCAGGUGAUUAUUGUCCCGAAAAAGUUCGUCUGCAUCACACUCCUGCCUACUCCAUGGGUGGACGACAUGACUUACAAAAGCCCAGUGACACACCAGCUCCAGGAGCUUAUUGUCCCGAGAAUGUGCGACUGGAUCACACUCCAGCCUAUACUAUGGCCGGAAAACACGAGCCCAAAAUAAGUAACGACACACCCGCUCCUGGAGAUUACUGUCCCGAGAAAGUGAAAUUGGAUAAUUCACCGGCCUACACUUUUGGAGGGAAGUAUGAUCCAAAAUACAAUAACAACACUCCGGCUCCAGGUGAUUAUUGUCCCGAAAAAGUUCGACUGGAUCACACUCCUGCCUACUCCAUGGGUGGACGACAUGACUUACAAAAGCCCAGUGACACACCAGCUCCAGGAGCUUAUUGUCCCGAGAAUGUGCGACUUGAUCACACUCCAGCCUAUACUAUGGCCGGAAAACACGAUCCCAAAAUAAGUAACAACACACCCGCUCCUGGAGAUUACUGCCCCGAGAAAGUGAAAUUCGAUAACACACCGGCCUACACCUUCGGAGGGAAGUAUGAUCCAAAAUACAAUAACAAUACUCCGGCACCAGGUGAUUAUUGUCCCGAAAAAGUUCGACUGGAUCACACUCCAGCCUACUCCAUGGGUGGACGACAUAACUUACAAAAGCCCAGUGACACACCAGCUCCAGGAGCUUAUUGUCCCGAGAAUGUGCGACUGGAUCACACUCCAGCCUAUACUAUGGCCGGAAAACACGAGCCCAAAAUAAGUAACGACACACCCGCUCCUGGAGAUUACUGUCCCGAGAAAGUGAAAUUGGAUAAUACACCGGCCUACACUUUUGGGGGGAAGUAUGAUCCAAAAUACAAUAACUACACUCCGGCUCCAGGAGCUUAUUGUCCCGAGAAUGUGCGACUUGAUCACACUCCCGCGUAUACUAUGGCUGGAAAACCCGAUUCCAAAAUAAGUAAUGACACACCAGCUCCGGGCGAGUACUAUCCCGAAAAGGUUCGACAAGAUCACACACCGUCCUUUACCAUAACCAGUCGCAAGUAUUUGACUCAUGUCGACAACACUCCAUCUCCAUGCGAUUACAAGCCCGAGGAGUGUAAGCUUGACUAUUCGCCAGCGUACACCUUUGGCAUGAAGGUAAACACAGUCGUAAGAAGCGAAUCACCAGCACCAGGACAAUAUCAGCUAGAGAAAAUUAAUUUGGAUCGAGGACCCGCGUACACGUUCGGCAUAAAGGUGACUCGUGACAUAGUCAGUGAGACCCCAGCACCCACUGCUUAUGAACCAGAAAAGCACACCCUCGAACAUGCACCCUCCUUUACUUUUGGGUUAAAACCCAAGGACGACAGACUUGCUUUGAAUGCGCCAGCACCUGGCCAUUAUCGUCCUGAAAACUAUAAAUUAGAUAAUUCACCCGCUUUUACGUUUGGUUUGAAAGUUCCACCCAUGCCAGCUCUUCCAAAGGGUGCUUAUGUAGAAGAUCGCAUUUUACAAAGACGUGAACGGCGUUUAGCAAGUCCCGUUCGCACCAAUCAAAAUCAGAAUAAACUUAACGAUGAUGAUGUAAAUUCCAAAACAACGGUUACCGUAACCGAAGUCUGUGCCAAUAAUCUCGACCACACACCCACAUCGAUAAUCACCACAACCACGAGAGUAAUGGGUGAGCAAGGUGAGCAAAAAAUGAGCAAAGAAAUUCGAAAACACAACGGUAGUGACAUUAAGGCAAACAGCACGGCUAUCAGCACCACACAGCACACCACCAGCGGCACACUCAGGAAUGGCUUAGAAGCUGUUAAGUCGAGUUCGGGCAAUGCAAGUUCUAAACUGAUCACCACCACUACCACAAUGCGCACAGUUGCAAAUGGUGUACAAGAUAACGGUAGGGAAUUUCGCACUGCACAGGGGAAAUCCGAUGCGGCAGCGUCCAAGUCUGCUGGUUCAGUCACCAAAACAGUAGUUCAACCGGACGGCACAACUGUCACAACAACCACAACUUCAAGAACUUCAGCAGUCAAAUACGCUGUAGAGGCGAGUGCUACACACGAAAAAAUUACAAGCUCCUAACGUCUAUAAAAUCCCCACCGUCUUGGGUAUUAGCAAAGAAGGUCCUAUACGUUCGGCACCGGCUUUCACAAUGGCCGGUAGACAAAA
Molecule: messenger RNA, 6088 nt
Organism: Anastrepha ludens (Mexican fruit fly)
Lineage: Eukaryota; Metazoa; Arthropoda; Insecta; Diptera; Tephritidae
Exons: 10
Coding region: 626-6001 (1791 amino acids)
Cellular component (GO): cytoskeleton
Source: RefSeq, a predicted model, not a curated record